This is a messenger RNA of Macrobrachium nipponense, 2643 nucleotides long. RefSeq lists its product as uncharacterized. The transcript has 6 exons. The coding region runs from base 115 to 2643 and encodes 842 amino acids. The record is from RefSeq and is a predicted model, not a curated record. NCBI's taxonomy places the organism in Eukaryota, Metazoa, Arthropoda, Malacostraca, Decapoda, Palaemonidae.
UAUGAUUUUAGGACCAGGGUUGAACGAAGCGGCAAUCGACUACCGUCAAACUAGAUCCUGGGAAAGGCGCUAUAUAAAGUCAGCUCGGAAGAGAGUUCUCCGUUCACAAACAUCAUGGCGUUCAACAAGGUGGGGUAUCUGGUAGUAGCGGUGGCUGCUGUUGUGGCAGCCAUGCCUCCAGAGAGCCCAGCACCAGCAGCCUUCCGAAACACAGACCUCCAGCAAGAGGAAACGAAAGGGUUGGCCCAGUAUGGAUCGAGGGGUGCUUAUCCUAACCCAGAGAGUUCAAAUUUUCCUGUUACCAGUGAUCCUUCAUAUUCCGAGAGGCAACAAGACUUUCCACUCCAAGGGGGUUCAGUACAAGACCUCGGACAGAGAUUUGAAACACAGCAAGAUGCCUCUUAUGGUCCAGUCCAGGGCAAUUCUGCCCAGAGCGAAUUCAGGCAAAAUGCCAACAUUGAACAGAGGGACUAUAGAGACCAGUCCCUUGACAACCAACAGACACAAUUUCAAAACCAAAAUUACGGGCCAAAUACAUAUGAAGAUCCAUCUCAAAGGAAUAUUGACCGUUUGAAUCAAAAUUUGAACCAAGAUCUGCCUGGAACACAGCAGUACAAUCAAAGGCAAGGUAACCGGGAGCAGUUCGUUGGCCAAAUAUCAGAACUAUCUCAGCAAAAUGUGGCUACAGAGUCCUUUAGUUCUGGUUCUUUCCAGAAUCAAAGAAUCGAGAAUCAGCAAAGAAACCAGAAUCAGUUUUCAGAUAUUUCCUCAUCAGGUGCUAGAGGACCUGGUGCUGCGCCCACUAAUGUUGAAAACACCGUCAAUCAGGAGUUCCAGAGGUCAGACUCAAGAUACAGAGGCAGCCAACGAUAUGAUGACAGCCUGAAUGCUCAAGACGAUCCAAAUGUUGGUAAUUAUCAGUAUUCAUAUGACAUUCGCUCAGAAGACACUGGCGACAUGAAGUAUCAUAAGGAGAGCCGUGAUGGAAAUAAGGUAAUUGGUGAAUACAGAGUGAAGGAAGCUGAUGGAUCUAUGCGAAUUGUAAAAUACACUGCCGAUGCUGAAAACGGAUUCCAGGCAACGGUGGAGUAUGUCAUGGAGGAUGAAGAACCUGUCGAAUUCGGCGCCAAAAUGGUUCCCAAAACUACUCGCCCCAAGAACCAGAGAAACUUCGGUAACAGGAGAGUUUUUGAACCAGCCAGGAAUACUCUUGCUACCAGAGACCAUGAAAGACCUGAGAAUCUUCCACGAUCAGAGAAGGCUGAUGGUAUGUCACUCUUUUUGAAUUCACCUGCCAGUGAAGGACAAGUAAGACCUCGCCCAGGUUUUGUUGGGGACAACAGAAACUUCCAAACACAAAGAUUUGACGAAUCUUUCCAAGGAAGUCCAGAAUACCAACAAGACUCUAGGGAGUUUUCGAGCAAUAACCAAGGCUCUGAAUUCCACGAGCAGAAUAAUAAUGAAAGACAGUUUUCUCAAGGAAAUGUCAGAAGUCAGUCGCAGACAUUAGAUGAAUCUUCCCUCCAAGGACAAAGCAGGAGACCUCUCCCAUUCCAGGGUAGGGAUAGGCAGCAAUUCCAAGAUAGAAAUCAGUUCCAAACUCAAAACAAUGACCGAUUCAAUAAUCAAAACAGAAAUCAAGAAAGGUACAACUAUGAAAACCAAGAAAGUGAACAGUACCAGAAUCAAAACAGAGAACAAUUCCAGAACGAAAACAGGAACCAGUUCCAAGGAGAAGGUCAGCUACAGAGUCAGGAGAGAUAUCAGUUCGAUAACCAAGAACAGAAUCAAUUCCCAGGUGACAACAGAGAACAAUUUUCGACCCAAAACAGAAAUCGCUUCCAAAAUCAAAACAUAAAUAAUUUCCAAAAUAAUGAGAGAGAGCAAAGAAGAGAGAACCAGUUCCAGGGCCAAAAUAUAAAUACAAACCAAAGGCAGGGCUUAAACACAUUCCAGAACCAAAGACAAAAUGCUUUCCAGGGUCAAACUCAGCAUCAAGGAAGAAAUACAUUUAACGAACAAGAGAGACUGUCAUCACAGUUCCAAGAAAACUCUUUCCAGAGUCAGGAGAGGCCAAAUCCUUUAAAUAACGAUAAAAACACAUUCCGUGCCCAGUACCCUAAUGAAGAUAGCAACCAGUUCCAGCAACAGCAGCAACGUAAUCAAUACAACUCGCAAGAAAAUGCUCAAUUCUCAAAUAAUUUUCAAGCACAGGUAAAUGAACAGCUUAGCAGCCAGAGAAGGAUUCAAACCCAAGGUCAGGUUAGACAGCACUUGACAACACAAGGAGGCAAUCAGUUUCAGAACCCAGCGGAAAACAGACCCAUUCAGCAAUACAAUGAAAGACUUCAAACCCAGCGUAAUGAGUUCGAAGACUUCAGUGAAAAUCAGUACUCUAGAGAAAGGGUAGAAAACUUCCCUGGUCAGAACCAAUUCCAAAAUCAGAACAGACGCCCAGUACAGACUGGCCGUGAGCAAUUCAGAGACUCGUCGCUUUCUGGAUCACAAAAUCAGUUUAAUGAACAAAAUCUUGCCCAGUUUGCUGGUCAGAACAGAUUACAGUAUCAAAAACAGCAAAGCAACGUUGAUGGACUUCAGUCUUCACAAGAGACCGAUUCCCAAGGACAAACGUUAUGGCGUUGA